Messenger RNA from Lolium rigidum, 633 nucleotides. RefSeq names its product cytochrome P450 736A117-like. The record is from RefSeq and is a predicted model, not a curated record. Lineage: Eukaryota; Viridiplantae; Streptophyta; Magnoliopsida; Poales; Poaceae. Bases 1 to 633 code for a protein of 210 amino acids. Gene Ontology annotation, molecular function: iron ion binding; oxidoreductase activity, acting on paired donors, with incorporation or reduction of molecular oxygen; monooxygenase activity. The transcript is spliced from 5 exons.
AUGAGAGAGCAAGAGGAGGAUUUCGUGGACGUGCUGCUGGCGCUACAGGAGCAAGGGGGACAUGACGGGUUCGAGCUUAGCAGGGAAAUCGUCAAGUCGCUCAUGGGGGACAUGUUUGCGGCGGGUACCGACACGAUCUACAUCGCGCUGGAGUGGGCAAUGUCGGAGCUGAUGAAGAACCCCACGACGAUGAGGAAGCUGGAGCACGAGGUCCGCAGCCGCAACGCCGGCGGCAUUGCCAAAGCGGACAUGCUCGGCGCCGCGACAACACCGUACCUGAAGGCGGUCGUGAAGGAGACGCUCCGCCUCCAGGACACGCUGGUGUUCUUUCUCCCCGAGAGGUUGACAUCCAAGAUAAGCUUGAUCAUUGAAUUCAUCUAUGUCGCUGCGAUGGUAAUCAUCCGUUCCCAAAUGUUCAGGUUCUUGGAGAGCGAGGUGGACUUCAGGGGCGGACACUUCCAGUUCAUACCCUUCGGCGCUGGGCGAAGGAUCUGCCCAGGGAUGCAAUGGGAGCUGCCGGAUGGCAUGGCACCCGGGGAGCUCGACAUGUCAGACACACCAGGUCUGACGAUGCCAAGGCGGGUGGGACUUCGGCUAAUUGCCAGGCCGUACCAGUGGGAGAAACAAGAGUAG